Hypanus sabinus (Atlantic stingray) is the source of this 12574-nucleotide messenger RNA. Its product is annotated as guanine nucleotide-binding protein G(T) subunit gamma-T1-like. The coding region runs from base 263 to 469 and encodes 68 amino acids. Gene Ontology annotation, biological process: G protein-coupled receptor signaling pathway. Gene Ontology annotation, cellular component: heterotrimeric G-protein complex. The transcript has 3 exons. Lineage: Eukaryota; Metazoa; Chordata; Chondrichthyes; Myliobatiformes; Dasyatidae. Gene Ontology annotation, molecular function: G-protein beta-subunit binding. The record is from RefSeq and is a predicted model, not a curated record.
GUACAGGAAAGCUGACAGGAAAGCUAACGGAUAUACAUCUGUUUAAAAAAAUAUUUCCUUUGGAAGAUGCGUGGGCAACUCUAGAACAAUAUGCUUGGCGAGAAAGGAUUUUCUGCCUUCACAGCAAAUUAAAAAAAUUUAAAAAACAUGCAAUUUAGUAAUUACAUAUGAACUUAUGGUGGGCUUCGCUUUAAGAAGCCGAUAACAGGUUGCUGAAUCGUUGGACGUGAAUGCGGUAGAAGGCCGUCGUUUGACACCCGGGAUGGAAGACUUAACCGACAAAGACCGUUUGAAAAUGGAGAUAGAGCAGCUUAAGAAAGAAUUACCUUUAGAGAGGAUGCUGGUAUCCAAGAGUGCGGAGGAACUGAAGGAUUACAUUGAAUCACAGUCUGCAGAAGACCCUUUGGUAAAGGGGAUCCCAGAAGACAAGAAUCCUUUUAAAGAGAAGGGGGGCUGUGUGAUCUCAUAAAUCAAACAGGACUCAAAUAUCUGCUCCACAGCUCAAUGAUCAUUCUUACGAUGAACCUGAUAGAUGCUGAAAUUUGAAGAUGAGAGAAUAGGUUCAUUACAGUGAUGUUAAAUUUUAAAAAAAGACAUUUACAAAAUAGAUUGGACAUUAAAAGGGAAGAAUGUAGGUGGGGAGGGCAGAGGAUCAGUGGAAUUACAAUUAUUAAGGAGAUGGGAAAGAGUGCUGAUGGGGAAGGAACUUGAACUAAUCAGAUGUAGAAGUAUGGAUGGUUGCAAGCAAAGAAGUUCAUGGGUGGGGCUCAGCAUCACAGGAAAGAAUCAGAGGAUGGGAGAAGAAUAUUGUGUGGAUCAGCCAGGAUCUCAUUAUGGAAAGGAUAUGGUUGGGUAUAUUUUUUUUUAAACCAAGCUGUCAAUUGUUGGAGGCAGAUGUGUGGGUCAAUCAUAGAAAUAAAACCACACAGAAACUAUCAACAGCGGAGGAAGUGGGGGUGAUAUAAAUUAUAAUUUUAAAAAAACUUAAAAGGAGGCAUCUAAUUGGAGAGAUGGGCAGCCCAGUAAAUACCUUUGUAAAGGUUGACUCCCUCUAAUUGUUGCUAAAUUAGGCCUCAGCCUCUGGUUAAGACCUGCUCGGGCACCGUCAUCUUAAAUAUCCUCAAUGCCUCAUGUACCAUGACGACCUACUGCUGCUGCAGAUGAGAUGAGGAUAUAAAAAAUACUAUUGUGUGUCAUCUAUAAAUGUUGCAGAUCAUGAUAUAAUUGAUAGUAGAGUAUGUUUUUAUUUGGUUUGAGCAUAUACUGUGUUCAAUCAGGAAACUGAGUGCACCUUCAUGCUAUUUUGAAGAAAUGCCAUGUUUUCUGUGCAGCAAGUUGAGAGAUUAACAGGAGCUUGAGUUAAUGUCCCAUCUGAAAGACAGUACUUUGAUUGAGUAGUGCUUCCUCAAUAUUGGACUGACUGGUCUGUGUAGAUGUUUCCUUUUUGCUUAAGAAUUCGCACAAAGUGUUCAUGACUAUUUCUAUUAUCCCAGACUCAUUGUCUUUCGGAGGGUUUGGGCAACGCCUCUGCAAUUGUAACUUCUGAUCCCUUCAACAACUUAGGAUGUUUUACAUCCAUACCUGGUGACUUAUCCACUUUAAGUGCACUCAGCUUUCCUCCUACUACUCCCUUAUCAAUUUUCAGUAGCCAAUUCAGUAUCUGAAACAGUUAAUCAGAACCUCCUUCAAAGACAAAGUAAUUAUUUACUUUGGGCAUCUCUCCCCCCUUUUCUUCUCAGUCCUGAAGAAUGGUCUGGGCCGGAAAUGUCGACUUUUCCUCCUCCAUUUUGCGCGUGUUGUUUGGAUUUCCAGCAUCUGCAGACUUUAGUGUUUUUAAAGCAAUUAUUUAGUUUUGUUUUAUUUGUACUUCUGGUUUUGUUUUAUCUCUAUCCUCCCAUUUUACCCUAUUCAUAUUGCCCUUUGAGAACCUCUGAGGCUAUUUUGUCUUUGCCUUUAUUUCAUUUUCAUAUCCUCUUUUGUUUUUCUAUAUUUGGUCUGAUUUCCUGACAUUUUGACCUCUGUGUAAAUAUCUUAAUGAUUUAUAACAUUUCCACUAUCUGAUGGUCAUAAGUGAAAUGACAUCUCUAUUAUUUCUUAAUUUUAAUCUGUCAACUGUUUUGGACCAUUUAAGGAUGUCCUCCUUGUUGUUAUGCAAUAUUCCCCUCAAUCAACAUUGCCAUUUCACCUAUCUUUCUAUGUCUGUCUUUUCUGAACUCAUGUAUAAAAAGACUUACUACCUAGCCCUAUCCUCCUCUACAUCAGGUCACUCUGAAGGUAUCUUACCAACCUCAUGUACAGUAUUUACAUGUGUGUAUCAUAUGUCACUCUUCAGUCUUUGUGUAUUUUAUUUUAUCUGAUUCCAUCAAUAUUCUUCUCUAGUGGAAUCUACCAUAGCUUAACCUGUAGCCCAGGUUGAUGACCUUCUGCCCCUCUUCAGCUGGUCAAUGUAGCACAAGCAGUUCUACGCAAGCAUGACUAAGACCAAUUUCUUUGCUCUGCAAGCAAUUCUGAUGUAGAAAGUGUUAACUAUAAUGAAUAGGCUGAAUGAAAUAUGAAUAAAAUGGCAAACUAGAAAGGAAAACAAAAGAGACAAUGAAUGAUGAAUCAUAGCAAAGACCCACAAAAGUUGUGGAAAAGGGCAACAAUAGAAGAAAGGAAUAAAACAAGUAGAAUUGCUGAACAGAGACCGGUUUGAGUUAUUAUCUCAUAAAGAUUUUGUUUACAAAGGGAUAAAGAUAUUUUUAUGGCAUGGAAAAUAAACUACAAAACUAACAACAGAGACUAAAGCAAAAUACUGCAGAUUCUGAAAUCGGAAGUCAAAGCAGACAAUAUUGGACAUUAACCAAUGGGUUAUAUAUGCUCUGCCAAAUUAAAGGAGAAUUUGGCAUCUGGUUAGUAACCUUUCAAAAAAAAAAUGGGAAAAAGAUCAAAAAUAUGGCAAAUGAAAACUCCUUUGCUGAGAAAACCAGAUUUUUUUUCAUGAUAAACAUUACUGGAAGAGAUGGUGGGAAUUGAUUGGUAGUAUAAAAUUAGUGUAAUAUAGGCAAACCUCACAGGCACAUAAUUGACCUGCCUGGCUCAAAACUGACUUCAAUAAACUUAGACAAUAAUUCCACAAUUCCUAUUGCAAAAUCACUUGUUCUAAUAUCGUUACUUCCCCUUGCAACAGCUUCAACUUUUAUAUCUUUCCCUGCUUUCUGCGUAACAAGUGGUGUGCCACAGGAUAUUGUGUUAAGGCAACAAACAGACAGUUUUUUAGAAAUGACUUGGCUUGGCUGAAGCACUGGAAGUGUGGUUGCUAAAUUUGCUGAUGAGAUAAAGGUAAGUAAGAAAGUGAGAUUUGAAGAGGACCUAUGGAGGCUAUACAGAGUUGUAGCUGGGUUAAUUAAGUAGCAAUAAUCUGGCCAAUGGAGCAUGGUGUAGGAGAAUGUAAAAUUGCCCAGAUUUAAAAGGAAAAAUAAAAAGAGGCAUUUUAUCUGAACAGGGAUGAAUUGCAAAGGCUUCUGAGUUUCUUGGUGCAUGAUGUGCAUGAGACUAAUAAUUGCAAGUAAUUAAGAAAGGACGAAAAAGCUAGGCUUGUAUCCACUGGAAUUUAGAAGACUGAGAGGGGAUUGAAGCAUGUAAUUACUUGAGCUACGUUGAUAUGUGGAUGUGGAGAAGAUGUUGCUUUUUGAGAGAGAAUGGGAAGGAGAAUUGCAUACGAGAGUGGGGAGGUUAUGUUUCAGUUCUGUAGGGUAUUGGUAAGAUCACUUAUGGAGCAUGAUGUACGACAUUGAUCUUUUUAAAGAAUUAAGCUACUGUGUCGGAAACAGUUCAGAGAAACUUCACUGGACUAAUACAUAUGGAAUAGUAGACUGUUUUAUGAGGAAAGGAUAUACAAGCUAAGGUUGUAUCCACUGGGAUUUAGAAGACUGAGAAGGAAUUGAAACAUGAAAGUUCCUGAGGCAUGUUGAUAAGGUGGAUGUGAAGAAGAUGUUCCUUUUUGAGGGAGAAUCCAGAACUAGGGGAAACAAUUUUUUAAAUAAAGGCUGCGGAUUUAAGACAAACUUCAGGUGAAUUGUUCUUCUCGGAGUUCUGUGUAUAUUUGGAAUUCUCUAUCUUAAAAGGCAGUGGAAGCAGAGUCUAAGCAUUUUUAGAUUAAGGCUGUCAUGGGUAAAUGAGAAUUUACCCAUGAGUUGAGGUACCAGUGAAUUCAGCCAUAAUCAUACUGAAAGGUGGAACAGACUUGAGGAGCCAAUGACCUACUCCUGCCCUGUAUAUGCAUCUACAUUUGGUCAUAUGAAGCUGUAUUAUUUUUUUUACCUCUUGUAACCUUUUGAUGAUAUUACCAUCUGGCAACGUGAUGACUGACAACUUACUGCUCUACUUCCCCAACACUCCCAUGGCCCCAAUUUAAAGAACAUUUAUUAUCAAAAUAUGUAUGCUGGACACAACCCUGAGAUUCAUCUUCUUGCAGGCAGCCAUAAAAGAAAGAAACACAAUAGAACCUGUUUUUUUUUUAAAAAAAGCAUAGAACAAAGACUGUUGCACACAUAAUGUGCAAAAAAAAACAAAUCAUGGAAAUAAUUUUAAAAAGCAAAUAAAUAAAACACAGAGCAUAAACCGAAAGUGAGUCCACAGCCAUGGAGACGGUUCAGUCCUGAGGCAAGUGAGGCUGGUCCAGGAGCCUGAUGGCUGCAAGGUUAGUUCAGUGCUGAAGUGAGUAAACCGAGUGGAAUAGUACAUUGAACACUAGUUCAUUCUUCACUCUCAGCCUUGCCACCUUGAUUAAAUUGCAUAAGUAGUAAAUAAAGGUUAACACAAACACAUGGAACAUGAACUGCAGAGUUUCUGAAGGUGAGCCCAUGGCUGUGGAUCCUGUUCAGCGCAUCCAGGAGCGCAAUGGUUGCUUCCAAACCCGGUGGCAUGGAACCCAAGACUCCCACACCUCUCGCCCAGCAGUAGUAGCAAGAAAAGUGAGGGACUGGUCAAAAGCAGGCAGUCAUGACUUAACACCUGUUUAUUUUCUGCUCUCAUCCUGGAUGAUUCUAAUCUUGCUCGAUGCUCUAAUCAGCACUGAGUUAUGGGGCCAACCACAGGUUUGUCUUUCGCCAUCAGGACUCAAUACAGCAUCCACCCCCAGCAGUGGUCACCCUGGCAGUACCUGCACUCUAGAGAUUCUAGACGCUAAGUUCCCCAGGAGGUUGCAAAAGUGCCAGAUCAUUUAGUCUGUUCAAAAGAACAUCCUUAAAAGGGAAACAACAGCUCUUUGCUUAUCUUGUAUGAAUCACAGCUCUUUAACUUUAAACAUCAGGAAGACCUACAGUUGUGUUGGGCCCUCAUCAUAUUUUCCACUUGAACUAUUGUUAAAGGCUGAACCAGACUUUAUGGAGUCUCGGCAUCCUGUUGAUUUGAGAUGUGUUUAACCAGUACAAAUGAUAGUAAUACAGAACUAGGUUUGACUUAUUGAGAGUGGAAAAGGGGGAGAAGGUUAAUUAUUACCAGGGCAAAUUAUUCUAUUGUUGAUACUCACCAGGUUAAUGUCUGUAUGUCCAGUGAUCAAAAAAUCAUCUCCAUCAUCCGGUCCAAUAGUUUGUCAAGAGCAGUGUUCAAGUGCCUUUUCUUUUCCACAUCCUGCUGCCCUUACUUGCAAUCAUUUAAGGCAAGGUGACGACUGAAGACAAACAGCAGUACUUCUGAAAUCACUAUUUAAUCAGUUAUUUGCAAAAUAGCAACUCAUUUACCAACUAAAGUUACUGUCUUUUUAGAAAAUGAUUAAUAAAAGUAUUUGUAAUUAUUCUUGUAAAUUUUAAAGUAUAAUAUCUUACCAUUACAAACAUCCCAAACACGGGUAAUUUAUAUAGUAAUCUGAACAGAAAUUCAAAAUGCUUCUGGGAGUUCAAAGGCCAAAUAAAAUAAAUAACAUCUAAUUGUUAUCUAUCAUCAUUCUGAGAGUUUAGAAGUAAUAAAAGCAGAAAUAAGAAUGAGGUAAUGAUCAUGUCUAGCAAAAUGUAAUAGACAAAUUACCCGAAAAUGAUAGCAAACAUAUUUUAAAUAAUAUGAGUGAAACUUCAAUUUCAAAGUUUACAAUGAUUAAUUGCUUUCAUGUUAAGAAACCAGGUCCUACUGGUUGCUUUACAUAUUGUAAUAGUUUUUUGAAACAGAUAUGUAAUCCUUAAGUGCAAUGAUAAGUUUAUGGAGUUUGCUAAAAGUGGUCUUGUGAAAUAAUGGGAAAUACUACUCUUUUACCUUAGUUAUUACCACAGCUUUUCACUUAAUUCCUCAAUUAAAAAUGGUGUAACAGUGACUGUAAAAGCAAGCAUUUGUGCAAAUAUUCAGAACCACAACUCAAGUUUGGGGUAAAAUCUAUUAGUCAUUGGAACUGGUUACUCUGAAAGAUGGAUUUAUAGUAGCUUGCAGAAUAAAGCCUCUGAAUUCUUUCCCCAAAUAUUUUGAUGAUGGUGAUAAAAUAAUUAACAUAAAGAAAUAUAAUUGAUGUUAGCUGUGUGAGAAAACAGUUCUCCCUCACUUUUGAACAUUCUACAAUAACUUUCAAACUAGAGUGCUUGCAUGGACUUGAUAGGCCAAAUGUCGCAAUAGCAAAGUCAGUAAGUAGUAAGAUAUUCCCUCCUUUAAUCAGAAUCAGAAUCAGGUUUAUUAUCACCAGCAAUUGUCGUGAAAUUUGUUCACUUAGCAGCAGCAGUUCAAUGCAAUACAUAAUAUAGAAGAAAAAAACCCCAAAAUAAAAUAAUAAUAAUAAAUAAGUAAAUAAAUUACAUUAUAUAGAUAUUGAAUAGAUUUAAAAUCAUGCAAAAACAGAAAUAAUAUAUAUUUAAAAAGUGAGGUAUUGUCCAAGGGUUCAAUGUCCAUUUAGGAAUCAGAUAGCAGAUUAUGUUGGCAUUUAGGAAUCUGAUUAAGUAACUAAGGAAUAAGUAAAGUGCAUUAGAUGUGUCAGUCCUGGGAUUGCAGGUUGGACCUUAUUUCUCUUUCUCUUCACUGUAAGACCUUGAAGCCUCGUUCAUGCUCUUGGCUGUAAUUUACCCUGUCAGCUUUCUACUUUCAUUGUACUUGUCACAUCACUUGAUUAGAUCAGCAGUUGGUGUUCUGUGGUGGUUUUCUUUAGGUCUCAUUUGAUCUCAGACCUUUUCUCUCAUCAUUCUAUUGGCCUUUGUCCUUUUGUUCUGCUCUGUUCAGCUCUGUUCCCUGUAGUGGAACUUCUCUGUAUUUCUUCUCCUUGGUCCCGGCUCUGGACUUGUCCCUUCUGCUUUAUCUCUUCUUCCUAAAACAGCCCAAAUACCACUCAAACCUGAUCUCACAAAAGUCAACUAGCAGAUUAGCAGGAUCAACUCUGUUGUUCAAUCAUCUUUGGUUGUAGUACUUUCACCUCUGAGUCAGAAUGUUGUUGGAGACUAAACCAUGCGAUCUAGAUUUUACUACAGUUGUUAAGAAUGGUACAUCAUUGGAGGUUCUACAUAAGACACAAAACACCUACAGUAUCAUCUAACAAUGCCCAAGCUGUUUUCUUGGUGUGGUCGACAUUCAACCACAUCAAGACAACACAACUGCUUAUUUUGUUGUUGCUCAAAGGCCUUCAAAUCAGUAAUGAUUCCACUUCCAAUAAAUUUUCAACUUUGAGCAAACCAAGAAACCACAUUAUUUUCACAGUGCUUGCUUCAAAGUUCAACCAUUUUCUUCUGCCGUUUAAUUAUGUCCCAGGCUCCACUCCAUCCACUACUGCAAUUCCACAAUCAAGUCCUAAGGAUCAUUUUCACCGAUCUGUCAUCUUUAAAACUAUAAUCCAAUCCUUUACUGGUCUCCUGAAUUGAGAGGGCAGAUUAACUAUGUGUGCUUUAGGCUGUUCAUUCUCGGUGAACUAGAAUAUUUUCUCUGUCUCUACUGCUCCAGUUGGGCUCCUGGAUCAAUUCUACCCUCCUUUAGUUACCUGGUCUCUAGGCAGCUCCUCUACCACCUACUGAAAUAAAACAACUGGGCACCUUGUCAUCACACUUCCCCCAUUGUUUUAAUACUGUACUUCUCCUGUCUCCAGGAUAACUUUCUCCUCUUCUGGAAGAAAUUCUAUUGUAUCUUCUGAAUUCUCCUCUCCUCCUCAAAAUCAGUGAAUUGGCCUUCUCUAAUCUUCUGUACCCCUGUUUGUUCCUCGGUCAAGUACUUCUCUCCCCUGACUUGAAACUAAACUUCACUCCUCAAAUAGCUGCAACUUUUCGGAUGGCCAGGCAAGUGAAGUUUCACUAAUCUGCUGCCCAUUUGCAGAACUUCCAGCUAAGAAAUAUUUAAUUGUGUCCUUAUCACCAGCAGUCUCCAAAAUGAAUUGCAGUGUUUCCUCUCAAGAAAGUGCAACACUCUGCAGCCAAUUCUGUUUGUUUACCUCCUGUUAUACACUAUUCAAUCUGUUUCCAUCUCAACAUCAUCUGCACCAUAGUCCUCCAAAUUUAACCCUUUCUAUUUGACUUCUCCAUGUUUUGGAGUACCUGCCUGGUUCUACUCCAUCAUUGCCUUUAAAUGCUUUGAUGCUACCUUCUGAAUUUCACUACCACUUUAAAAUUCCCUCAAGUACCAAGACCCUGACUAUACCCCUGGCCACCUCUUGUCAUCUUAUUAAAGUGCCAGUUUUGCUGAUGCCUAUACAAAUGCAUUAGAUGAAGUUUGUUUUAUCUUAAAAUUAUUAAAUAAAUGCAUGUUGUUACAGAUACAAGAGACUACAGAUACUUGAACGUUGUUGUAUGAGGCUGAAACUAGAUAUUCCACUUCAAUAACUUCAGUUGCAUAGCUCAUACAAUUGAACUUUGAUUUUUUCUCCUUGUUUUGUUAUGAAUUAUGUCCACCUUUAUUUCUAAUAUUCAUCAGCAAGUCUUUAAAGGAGUUUCUUUGGCAAAUCCUGUCAGUUUCAAAUGUCUAGGGAAAAGAUAUCAAAUCUCUUCACAGUCUUGAUCCUAAUGUGGACACCCAAAGUUGAAUUUCAGAAUGAAAGUGAAGAAAAUCAAAGAAAGAUUUAAAUGAAUGUGUUACCAAAGCACACUCUCAAAAUUUAGGUUAAUGAACAAUUAAAGAAAUAGGCCUUUUUUGUCUGAAUUAAAUGGAUGGUGUAGUUCUUGGAAACAAAUAAUAUGGCAGCCUGCAAGAGGACAUGGAGCAACAUUAGUGCCCAAAGCCAUAACUAUCCCAAAUAAGAAAUCUCAUGCAAGUUCCCUAUCACCUUCAAUGGCAGCACCAUCGUCAAUGUCCUACUAUCAACAUCUUCAAAAGCAUGAAGGAUAUGGUCCUAAAGUAGGUAAAUGGGAUUAGUGUAGGUGGGCAAAAAGGUUGGUGUGGACAUUGUUUGCUGUUUUUGAGUUGUUGUACUCUAUAACUUUAAGAUGGUCAGUCACUGGAAGGGUAAGAUAUUACCACUGACACACAAUUACAUCAAUCGUAUCAAAGUUAUGUCUGCAAAGGUGUUGGAAACUCUCCAGUUAAUGGCUCACCUUAAAAUUCUCCACACACCCCAUGUGGCAGCUCAAGUUACAAACAUGAUGGCAAACCUACUUUUUGUUUAUAAAUAUGCCACAUCAUCAACAUUUCUUCAUCGGUACUUGUGCCAAUUUGCACCAAUAUCCAUUCUUAGAGUCAUAAGGUGGGGCAGCAGAGAGACAGCCCAUCAUGAGCUUUCAGCCCAUCAAAGCUAAUCCUAUUUGCCCACAUUAGGUCAUAUCUUUCAAUGCCUUGCCUAUAUAGGCAUCUGUCUAAAUGCCUCUUAAAUUCAUUUAGUGGCCACUUAUUAGGUACACCUGCUCGUUAAUGCACAUAUCUAAUUAGCAUAUCAUGUGACAGCAAUUCAUUGCAUAAGAGCAUGUGGACAUGCUCAAGAGGUUCCGUUGUUGUUCAGACAAAACAUCAGAAUGGGGGCAAAAUAUGAUCAAAGUGACUUUGCACAUGGAAUGAUUGUUGGUGCCAGACGGGGUGGCUAUAGUAUCUCAGAAAAUGCUGAUCUCUUGAUAUUUUCAAACACAACCGUAUCUAGGGUUUUCAGAGAAUGGUGUGAAAAACAAAAAAAAAACAUCCUGGGUGUGAAUACACCUUCUUAAAGAGAGAGAUCAGAGCAGAUGGUGACUGGUUCAAGCUAACAGGAAGGCAACAAUGACUCACAUAACUAUGUAUGAUGUGCAGAAGAGCAUCUCUGAAUGCACUGCAUGCCAAACCUUGAAAUGAAUGGGCUACAGCUGAAGAAGACCACAAACCUACACUAAAUGCCAGUGUGUAUUCAAGGUACCAAAUAAAGUGGCUACUGUGAGUGUAAUUAUUGUAUCCGAUUCCACCACCUCCCCUGGCAGCGCAUUCCAGAUAAUAUAGAUUCCAGUAAGUUACCUUCUACUAACAGAAUGCUUCAGAGAAAAACACAGCUUUCCUCAGGUCUGGACAUUGUGAUCUGGAGGAAAUUUUCUUUCAAAUGUGCUUCACCUCUGGAGUAGUGCACAGAGCAGGUGGGUGAUAUAGUGGAUGGUGAAGAAGAUUAUCUAAUUAACAAGCAUCCCUACAGUGAGAUAUUGAUAAAUGGGCUGGGGAAUAGCAAGUGGAAGUUAAUUGGGAUAAAUGUGAGGUGUUGCAUUUUAGUAAGACAAAUUUGGGUAAGACUUGCACAGUAAGUCUUAGAAAGGCCCUAGAAAGUGUUGUAGACCAGAGAGAACUGGUCACCUACAUACUGGAUUGAACGAGUACAGAGAAAAUACACAAGGAUUUCAACGAGACUUGAGGACUUGAGUCAGAGGGAAAAAUUGAGUAGGUCAGAUCUUUAUUCCCUGGAGCAUAGGAGAAGGAAGGGAGUUAUGAUAGAGGUAGAAAAUUGAUACAUAUUUGAUAAAAACUUCAUGAAGGGCACAGAUACGGAAAAUGCAAGUAGGUUUCUUUCUGCUGAGGCUGGGUGAGACUAGAAGUAGAGGUCACAAAUUAUUGGUCAAAGGUGAAAUAUUUAAGGGAAACCUGAGGGAGAACUUCUGCACUCAGAGGAUGUUGAGAGUGUGGAAUGAGCUGCCAGCAGAAGUGUUAGAUGUAGGUUUGAUUGCAGCGUUUAAGAGAAAUUUUGAUAAGUACAUGGAUGAUAGGGGUAUGGAAGGGCUAUAGUCCAAUGGGACCAUGUAGAAUAACAGUUUGGCAUGGACUGGAUUUGCUGAAGGGCCUGUUUCUGUGCUCAGAAUACAAGGAUGUCCCUUUAGAACAGAGAUGAGGAAUUAGGUGGUGAAUCUGUAGAAGUCCUUGCCAUGCAUGGUUGUAGAGGCCAAGUCAUUGGAUAUGUUUAAAGUGGAAGCUAAUGGGUUCUUGAUUAGUAAGGAUGUCAAACACUAUUCCCUGUGAAUUGCCCAGGUACAUUGACGCGCUGUAACUGAACUGAACUGAAACAUAGCCUUUGUUGCUGUGCAGCUCAAGUUUCUUUUAUAUAAUGUCAAUAUAAUUUUCAAGUUAUACUAAUAUAAUUUUGAAAUCUACGUUCAUACAAUUGUGAAAUACCCCUGUAAUUAAUUAUGUGUUAAUGAACUUAAUCUGCAGCUUUUCUAAAUAAAUGUAUGAUAACUGUUACAUUGAAACAUUCUAGAGCUUCAAGGAAUUUAUUCUUUCAAGUUACAACACUGUUAGAAAUUGUAACAACAAUAACACAGUGGAAGUCAGUAGCUAAUUGUUAAUAAACCACCAGUGUGCUGAACGCCGAUGCCGUCUAGUCAAAAUAUUUUAUUUUUGCCACUGUUCCUGUCAGUUGUUUUUAUUGCCUGACAUCAUUUACUUGUGCUUUGAGUUGUGGGUUGUGUUUGUUUGAUGUGAAAAUAUCUAUAUUCUGACUUUUAUGGUAAGUAAUUUAAAAAUAUAUCAUAACUUAAUAAGAAGUUAUAACUAGAAGUUUGUUAGAACAAGGUAAAAAUGUAUUUUAAAAUUGUUUGCAUGACUGUCCUUAUUUUAUUAAAACUAAUUUUUACUUACCUUAUUAAAUGUUUCAAAUAAUAAUUAUUAUUAUUUUUAGUAUUCUCAAAUAAUAACUAUUUUUAGCAAAAGCAAAAAUUAAUAAGUUAUCAUCACAGUAUCUUGGUGAUACUGUUUAUUGGAGUGACAAAGUGAAAGAUCUAUAUGUUCUGUUGUUAAUACUGCAUCUGUAAUUCAACUUAUUCAGUGUGUGUGUGUGUAAUCACUUAGAUGAUAACUUUCUGACGAUGAGUUAAGCCAAUAGCAAGCGUUUCAACUUGUUAUCUUUUCAAAUGCAACCAAUUUCGAAUUUUGAAAAAUAUAACUCAGCUAUUAUUAUGAACUAUUAUAAAUGAGGAAUUUGAAGAACUGUCAAUUCUUGUUGACAUUGUUGGACCAUUUCAAGCUUCUAGUGCUGAUUGUGAACGUGGAUCAGACUAAUGAAUUCAGUCAAAUGUAAAUCCAGAAACAGGCUAAAAGUGGAACAUUUGGAUAACCUUAUAAGAUUAAGAUGCAUUUUUCAUAUGGAUAUGAAAUUAAUCUUCACAAUGUUUAUAGAGAAUGGAUUUGUAACAAAGACAGAUGAAAAAAUGUUGACAAAAUGUGACAGAUUUUAGUUGUGUAUUGUAUUUCAUUAUAUCUUUCAAUUAAA